CAAGAUCAUUCGUUUGGCGACUGGCGUCUGUGUCUGGUGUGUGACCUACAUUGUUCAUUAUUUUUUGAAGGAGCCGUAUUCUCUUUGUCAUAGACGUCAACACCGUUCAUCUGAUUUGCAAUGAUUUUUCACACAUCAAAAAUGGCUGAAAACAAAGGAGAUGCCCAUGAAAUUAAAAUUACAGUUAAUGUUCUUGGCAUAGAUAAUAAUAUUAUCCAAUUUAGUAUCAAGAAACAUUGUCAUUUACAAAAGCUCAUGGAUGCUUACUACAUAAGAUCUGGUUUAGAUGAGGCAUCAAUAACAUUCCAAAUUGAUGGAAAACGAAUUCAUGGAAUAAAUACUCUACAAGACGUAGGGAUAAAGAAUAAUGACACAAUUGAAGUAUACCAGCAGCAGUUUGGUGGAGGCCUUUAUUUGAACUAUUAUUAACUACUUAUUAUUUGACAUAAUCAAAAAAUGUUUAAAAUAAUCAAUUAAUAUGAUAUCAAGAACUACAUUUAAUAGAUACAUUAAUUGAUGUGUGUAGAACAUUAUAUAUAAAAUAUGUACUCUAAAACUUAAUU
Molecule: messenger RNA, 563 nt
Organism: Rhopalosiphum maidis (corn leaf aphid)
Lineage: Eukaryota; Metazoa; Arthropoda; Insecta; Hemiptera; Aphididae
Product: small ubiquitin-related modifier 3-like
Exons: 3
Coding region: 121-429 (102 amino acids)
Biological process (GO): protein sumoylation
Cellular component (GO): nucleus
Molecular function (GO): ubiquitin-like protein ligase binding; protein tag activity
Source: RefSeq, a predicted model, not a curated record